AUGAAUAGAAAGAAGGCAAAGCCGACUGACAGCACACACAAGAAGUACAACGAGAGUGACGUGAUAAAGAAGUUCCUUGUUUCAAGCAAGGGAGUUUCAUUUCUUGUGGAUCAUGUCAAUAGAAAACGGUUGUACGAAAGCAAUCGUGCGAGUGCAGACACCAUUAUGAAAGACGUGGACAACCUAAUUGACUACUAUGCUGCCUGGAUACACAGUUUUCCUGUAAGAAGAUCCAUGCAGGCAACACGGUAUGAGUUUUUGGAGUAUCUGGAGUGCUUCUGUGAACGAGCAGACGUGUGUGGCUUAUUCGACUUCCUUUUUGUAUGA
Molecule: messenger RNA, 327 nt
Organism: Ordospora pajunii
Lineage: Eukaryota; Fungi; Microsporidia; Ordosporidae
Exons: 1
Coding region: 1-327 (108 amino acids)
Source: RefSeq, a predicted model, not a curated record